This is a messenger RNA of Chaetomium strumarium, 2153 nucleotides long. RefSeq lists its product as uncharacterized. Bases 153 to 1889 code for a protein of 578 amino acids. Lineage: Eukaryota; Fungi; Ascomycota; Sordariomycetes; Sordariales; Chaetomiaceae. The record is from RefSeq and is a predicted model, not a curated record. Gene Ontology annotation, cellular component: membrane. Gene Ontology annotation, biological process: transmembrane transport. The transcript is spliced from 2 exons. Gene Ontology annotation, molecular function: transmembrane transporter activity.
AAUUUCGAAGUAUCUUUCUACUCCGUAGCCUCACGACCCUACCCCGAGCAGCCACCAGGCUCUGCGCCGCCCUCCUCCUUUUGAUUAUACCCCUCUUCCCAAGCCGAAGAAGGCUGCUCGUCAACUCCAUCCGCUCACACACACCAAACAUCAUGGCGGGCGCACCCGGCACGUCUGCUAAGAUAGACGAGGCGCGGCACGAGCACCCGGUCAAGGAUGCCACCAUACCGCCCAUGGACGAGAAGGACGCGGUAGCUGCCGUCCAGGCCGGUGGCUGGGAGGUCGACGCGCUCAUCAGCGAGUUGGAGACGGAGCUCGAGGCACAAGGCGGGUUGCGCAAGGGAAUCUUCCACCCCGAGUUCAAAGACCCUAGGCACUUCACCUGGGUCAUCGUCGCCUUCGCGUCCAUGGGCGGUCUGCUCUCGGGCCUCGACCAGUCCCUCAUCUCGGGUGCCAACCUGUAUCUGCCCAAGGACCUGGGCCUGGAUACGAGGCAGAACAGUCUCGUCAACGCGGCCAUGCCGCUCGGUGCUGUCGGCGGUGCCUUGAUCCUCUCGCCCAGCAACGAGUGGUUUGGUCGACGCUGGUCCAUCAUUAUCUCCUGUAUCCUUUACACUGUUGGUGCGGGGCUGGAAGCUGGCGCCAUCAACUACGGCAUGAUGAUCGCGGCACGUGUCAUCCUCGGCAUGGGCGUCGGGUUAGAAGGCGGCACCGUGCCCGUCUACGUGGCCGAGACGGCUGAGCGCAGGAUCCGGGGAAAUCUCGUCUCGUUGUACCAGUUCAACAUCGCCCUGGGCGAGGUGCUCGGCUAUGCGGUGGCCGCUAUGUUCCUGCACGUUCCGGGGAACUGGCGGUACAUCCUGGGCUCGUCGCUCGUGUUCUCGACCAUCAUGUUCGUGGGGAUGCUGUUCCUGCCCGAGUCGCCACGCUUCCUAAUGCACAAGGGCCGCACCCUGGAGGCGUACAAGGUGUGGAAGCGCAUCCGCGGCAUCGAGAAGCGCGAGGCGCGCGAUGAGUUCUUCGUCAUGAAGGUGUCUGUGCUGCACGAGCGACAGGUGGUCUCCGAGAGCGCCGUCAACAAGCGCUUCCCCUGGCUGGACUUCUUCACCGUGCCGCGGGCGCGGCGGGCCUUGGUCUAUGCCAACAUCAUGAUCCUCCUUGGCCAGCUGACGGGCGUCAACGCCAUCAUGUACUACAUGUCGGUCCUUAUGAACCAGAUCGGCUUCGAUGAUGAGAAGGCCAACUACAUGUCGCUUGUCGGCGGCGGGUCUCUCCUAAUUGGCACCAUCCCGGCGAUCUUCUUGAUGGAGAAGUACGGCCGCCGUUUCUGGGCCAACACCAUGCUUCCAGGUUUCUUCAUCGGCCUGGUCGUCAUCGGCGUCAGCUACCAGAUCCCGCUCGAGACGAAUCUGCGAGGGGCCGAGGCAUGCUAUCUCAUCGGCCUGAUCCUGUACAUGGGUUUCUUCGGGUGCUAUGCAUGCCUGACAUGGGUCGUCCCAUCCGAGGUGUACCCGACAUAUCUGCGGUCGUACGGCAUGACGACCUCGGACGCGCUGCUGUUCCUGGCGUCGUUCAUUGUCACAUACAACUUCUCGGCCAUGCAGGAGGCCAUGACGCGGACGGGGUUGACGCUGGGGUUCUACGGCGGCAUUGCUGUUGUUGGAUGGUUCUACCAGCUGCUCUUCAUGCCCGAAACCAAAGACAAGACGCUUGAGGAGAUCGACCUGCUGUUUGAGCGGCCCACCGGCGAGAUUGUGGCUGAGAACGUGAGAAACAUCGGCCAGUCGUUGCGCAAUUUCUUUACCGGCAACUGGGGAUCGAAGGGUGCGACUGAGGAGCCUGAUCGGAGGGAUCUGGCAUCGGAGAAGGCCAAGGCCGAGGCUGUUUAGUCUCCACUACCCGUACAUAGAGAAGACACAUGCAGAGGGAAGCGUGACGUCAAUAUAAUGUGUUAUAACGCUGAUACUGGGCAAUGCAUGACUUUAUGAAGUAGAGGGUUCGAGAUUCCUUCUGAAUCCAAUCGGUGUCUGCUGGCUAUUCGCAACUCGUGUGCUGUUUUGUUCAGUCGAGGCCACAUUAUCCGGCUUACUUGCCGUGGUUGUUGAAGAUUGAUGAAAAGAGUCCUGGAGCUGACUGGAAGCUGACCAUUUUAA